AUGAAUUAUCACCAAGUUGAAGAUAAAAGUGAGAGUGGUUCUCAGUCCGCAGAUGAUUGCGAAGGUCUACUGGCUCAAGAUGCUGGGCCAGUAUUCAAAAAGCAACCUCGAGGAGUUCCAAUUUGGAUCGCAUUAUGUGUCGUAGUUCUCUCUUCGAUUGGUUCUUUGGGUCUUGGUGCUUGGAUUGGAAGCCAUUGGACAAAUGGGUCCUGCUUGGAGCACGUCCAGAAGUAUUCUCCAAUAUUGAAGGAGGUGGAUAAUGACUACCACAUGGUCCGCUUCAAUGGCUCAUUCAUGAAAGAGAAUGUCUUUCGACUACCUGGAGGACCUGAUUCCGGAGUCGAUGCAGCCUGGGAAUCUCUGGGGGUGGACUACAGAGGAAUAGCUGUUCCAGUCAGCGAAGCACCAAAAUCGGGAUUGAAGCCAGACCAAGUCCAAAUCAACCCCAAGUAUGGAGGUGGAUUUCCUGCCAAUGUCGAAGGUCUCCAUCAUCUUCACUGCCUCAACCUCGUACGCCAGUCUCUCUUUUACAACAUCGACUACUACCGCUCCCAAGGCAAAGGUGCUUUCGUCAACAAAGACAAUAUUGUACAGUAUCACGUUUCGCAUUGUUUGGACAUCAUCCGACAGCAAUUGAUGUGCACGCCGGAUACUGGAUUGCUUGGCCAGAUCUGGUGGGAUCGUGAAUACCCGAAGGCAUUUGUCGACUUCAACACCGAGCACAAGUGCAAGAACUUUGAGGCUAUUAGACAGUGGGCAGAGGAGAGGCAGAUGCCUGAGGAAGUGCCGGAGGAUUUUUUGAAGCCGCCCCAGGUUGGAGAUACCAUUUAUGAAGCAAUACCUUGA
Molecule: messenger RNA, 846 nt
Organism: Cadophora gregata
Lineage: Eukaryota; Fungi; Ascomycota; Leotiomycetes; Helotiales; Ploettnerulaceae
Exons: 3
Coding region: 1-846 (281 amino acids)
Biological process (GO): mycotoxin biosynthetic process
Source: RefSeq, a predicted model, not a curated record